This is a messenger RNA of Rhipicephalus microplus (southern cattle tick), 1087 nucleotides long. RefSeq lists its product as uncharacterized. Lineage: Eukaryota; Metazoa; Arthropoda; Arachnida; Ixodida; Ixodidae. The record is from RefSeq and is a predicted model, not a curated record.
UGUCUGUACGCUUCUUUGGAGGUUACAAGGAUAUCGCACAAUGCCAGCUCUGAAAGAGCAACCGGCGACGUCAACAGCUUUCUUAUAUAAGGGGCCUGCAGACAAGGCAUUCCAAGCUGCUGCUUCAGAGUUGGCGCUCAUUUUAGCCAUAGAUGCUGCGAUGAUCCAGCGCUAGACUGAAGAUAUUCUACUUGGUCAGUCCUCGGUGAAAAUCAGUUUGAAACACACCAUGAAUUUUCAUUAUCUGUUCUUCGCACUCAUCUGCACCGCUCUGUCGUCCGCAAUGGCAAGUGUCUCCUCAGGAUCAUCCUGUGACUUCUCCAGUGUCAACGCUGAAGAUGCGAUUGAUAAGCUUAUCGACAAAUUUCCAGAAUACGAGAUAAUUGGCCCCGAAAAGUACUACCCAGUUUUCGCUGGAUUUGAGAUAAGUGGAUUCAACGUGAGUGGGUUCCACAAGCUGCACCAGUACGGACCCGUGAUGCACUACUGCAGGAACGGUACCCGCCUGGUUCAAGUGGAUUUCAUUAACACUGGCGUCGUCUUGAUCACGACGCCCUGGAAGCACUGUUCUGGAUAUCAAGGCACAUUUAGCCUGCGCUCAAGGCUAUCUCGUUUCACGGUGCAGUUCCACGUGGGCCUAAGCAACGAAGAUGGAGAGACAAAACUUUCUUACCACGGAUCCAUUAUCCCCGUGAUAACUGAGAACAUUCAGGCUGAGGUUGAUGGGGCUGGACGGAACGUAAAUGUGGUUGCCGGAGUUUUGGCAAUGAUGUUUCCCGAAGUAACAAAAAAAAUGUGGAAUCAACAGUUUUACUACCCGUUGAGCCGAGUUUUAUAUCGAGUUCUUAGUUAGACAAGUGAUACUGUUGAUUCCUGUGGAAAAAAUAUACAUUUUAGCGCACUGACAGACAACCGUAUGUCAAGGCGCCUUUUCUAUAAAACUUACGAUUGCUUAAACUAGGAAAAAAGUCUCUUUCAUAACAUGUUUUCACCCCUUUUCCCUCAAUCUCGCUAAUGUGUUUUCCUUCAUUCUUUAACAUUGUUUGCGAUGCGGGUGACCUAAAAAUAAAAUUUUCGUGCCCACUGA